Populus nigra (black poplar) is the source of this 1271-nucleotide messenger RNA. Its product is annotated as putative pentatricopeptide repeat-containing protein At1g10330. Lineage: Eukaryota; Viridiplantae; Streptophyta; Magnoliopsida; Malpighiales; Salicaceae. The record is from RefSeq and is a predicted model, not a curated record. Gene Ontology annotation, biological process: RNA modification. The transcript has 2 exons. Gene Ontology annotation, molecular function: RNA binding; protein binding.
AUGACUGAGUGUCGAACGUGUUUGUACAUACUGUUGUUGGGUAUGUACUAGCAGUUUGGUGACAUACUUAAUGCCUGCAAGGUGUUUGAUGAAAUCUCGCACCCAUGGAUUGUUGAAUAUAAUGCAAUGCUUGAUGCUUAUGCGAAGAAUGGUGACAUGGGUUCUGCUUGUUGUCUCUUUAAAAGCAUGCCUAAGAGAGAUGUAGUCUCGUGGACUAGUGUUAUUAAUGGGUUUGCAAAGAAUGGACUUUUUGGUGAGGCAAUUAGGCUGUUUAGGGCGAUGAUGUUGCAUGAUGAUGUAAAGUGUUGUUUUGUUAAACCUAAUGAGGCCACAUAUGUCAGUGUGUUCUCAUCAUGCGCUAAUUUAGAUGAAAGAGUGGUCCUUUGUAUUGGGAAGCAAAUACAUGGGUUUAUAGUAAGGAAUGAGGUUUUUGUUACUGUUUUUAUUGGGACAUCAUUGAUAGAUUGCUAUGGAAAAGUGGGUUGUUUGAGUAAUGCCAUUAGAGUUUACAACCAAAUGGUGGUUAAAAAGGUUUGUACUUGGAAUGCUAUAAUUUCUUCACUUGCUAACAAUGGUAGAGAAGAACAAGCUCUGGACAUGUUUAAAAAGAUGAAAGGGGAAGGUUUGUGUCCCAAUGAGGUCACCUUUGUUGCUGUACUUACUGCUUGUGCUCGUGCCAAGCUUGUAGAGAUUGGGCUGGAGUUGUUUCAAUCAAUGGCUGGUGAGUUUGGCCUGGUGCCAAUAAUGGAGCAUUAUGGGUGUGUUGUUGAUCUUUUGGGAAGGGCAGGGUUAUUGGGGGAAGCUAGUGAAUUUAUAAGGAGGAUGCCUUUCGAGCCAGAUGCUUCAGUUUUUGGUGCACUUUUAGGUGCUUGUAAGAUUCAUGGAGCUAUUGAUUUGGCAAAUGACGUUGGAAGCAGGUUACUUGAAUUGCAGCCACAGCAUUGUGGUCAAUAUGUGGCUUUAUCUAGCAUAAACAAUGGUGGAGGCAAGAGUUAGGAAGGUUCCUGCCUGCAGUUUGAUUGAUUGCAUAUGAAACAGCAGCUUGGAUUUGAUGGAAGAAUUUGAUUGAUGGAUGCCAGGACCCCCCAGGCUUCAAGGAUGCUGGUGGCUCUUGGAUUUAACUGAUUGCUUUAUUUGUAUUAGUCCCGUUCUCUCUUUGGCCGCUGUGUGCGGAAAGAAAUGGUGAACACUGGAAUUAUGAUUUAUUUUUUUUCUUUAAAUCGAACAAGUUACUUAAUUGAAGAAUAUCAGGAACCUACAGGUUUUUGGGA